AUGUCUGAGAAAGGAGGGUUGAUGGAGCAGGACUUAAGCAAGCUGGAUGUAACACAGUUACAUCCACUCUCACCUGAAGUUAUUUCUCGUCAGGCUACAAUAAAUAUUGGCACUAUUGGUCACGUGGCACAUGGUAAAUCGACGCUGGUGAAAGCGAUAUCUGGCAUCCAGACAGUUCGUUUUAAAAAUGAACUUGAGCGGAACAUUACUAUUAAGCUUGGAUAUGCAAAUGCAAAGAUAUACAAAUGUGAAGAUGAACAGUGCCCUCGACCUAUGUGCUACAAGGCAUAUGGAAGUGCAACAGAAGAUAGUCCCUUCUGUGAUGUGCCUGGAUUCGAAAAGUGUAGGAUGAAACUACUCAGACAUAUAUCUUUUGUCGAUUGCCCGGGACACGACAUUCUCAUGGCUACUAUGCUCAAUGGUGCUGCAAUUAUGGAUGGAGCUUUACUUCUCAUAGCUGCCAAUGAGGAUUGCCCCCAACCUCAAACUGCCGAGCAUCUCGUUGCUGUUGAAAUUAUAGGACUUAAACAUAUUAUUAUCGUCCAAAAUAAAGUUGAUCUGGUUCCGCAACAUGUAUCCAUCCAUCAGAAGGAAGAGAUUCAAAAAUUUGUCCAGAGAACUGUUGCUGAAGGUGCACCGGUGGUUCCAAUUUCUGCUCAGCUGAAGUAUAAUGUUGACGUUGUGUGCGAGUAUAUUGUGAAAAAGAUACCUGUUCCGGAAAGGAAUUUUGUCUCACCGCCGCAUAUGAUUGUAAUCCGAUCCUUUGACGUCAACAAGCCUGGUUCCGAGGUUGAGGAAAUAAAAGGCGGUGUUGCUGGUGGAAGCAUCCUCAGGGGUGUUUUACAGGUGAAUCAGUUCAUUGAAAUUCGACCAGGGAUUAUACUAGAAGAUGAGCACAAAAAUAUCAAAUGCACCCCAAUAUAUACUAGAAUUGUAUCUUUGUUUGCUGAGCAAAAUGAGCUGCAGUUUGCAGUGCCAGGGGGUCUAAUUGGCGUUGGCACUACAAUGGAUCCUACGUUAACACGUGGUGAUAGGUUGGUUGGUCAGGUUCUUGGGGAGGUCGGAUCCCUGCCUGAAGUUUACACUGAACUGGAGGUUAAUUUCUUCCUCCUGUACCGACUUGUGGGUGUUAAGACAAAGGGCUCAGAGAAGCAGGGAAGGGUCUCAAAGCUGGUCAAGGGAGAGAUUUUGAUGUUGAAUAUAGGGUCCAUGUCAACGGGAGCUCGUAUAAUCGCUGUAAGGAAUGACAUGGCAAAGCUGCAACUUAGUAAACCAGUGUGUACCAGCCCAGGAGAGAAGGUUGCACUGAGCAGGCGGAUCGAGAAGCACUGGCGUCUCAUCGGUUGGGGUCAGAUUCAAGCUGGAACCACCCUUGAGCUUGAUGUCCCAGCAUUACCUUUCUGA
This is a messenger RNA of Cornus florida, 1404 nucleotides long. RefSeq names its product eukaryotic translation initiation factor 2 subunit gamma-like. Gene Ontology annotation, biological process: positive regulation of translational fidelity; formation of translation preinitiation complex. The transcript has 8 exons. The record is from RefSeq and is a predicted model, not a curated record. NCBI's taxonomy places the organism in Eukaryota, Viridiplantae, Streptophyta, Magnoliopsida, Cornales, Cornaceae. The coding region runs from base 1 to 1404 and encodes 467 amino acids. Gene Ontology annotation, molecular function: tRNA binding; GTPase activity; translation initiation factor activity. Gene Ontology annotation, cellular component: eukaryotic translation initiation factor 2 complex; cytosol.